Messenger RNA from Galeopterus variegatus (Sunda flying lemur), 3035 nucleotides. RefSeq names its product nuclear transcription factor Y, alpha (gene NFYA). The transcript has 8 exons. The coding region runs from base 103 to 966 and encodes 287 amino acids. Lineage: Eukaryota; Metazoa; Chordata; Mammalia; Dermoptera; Cynocephalidae. Gene Ontology annotation, cellular component: CCAAT-binding factor complex. Gene Ontology annotation, molecular function: DNA-binding transcription factor activity, RNA polymerase II-specific; RNA polymerase II cis-regulatory region sequence-specific DNA binding. Gene Ontology annotation, biological process: regulation of transcription by RNA polymerase II. The record is from RefSeq and is a predicted model, not a curated record.
CAGGGUGGUGUCACUGCUGUCCAGUUGCAGACUGAGGCCCAGGUGGCAUCCGCCUCAGGCCAGCAAGUCCAGACCCUCCAGGUAGUCCAGGGGCAGCCAUUAAUGGUUCAGGUCAGUGGAGGCCAGUUAAUCACAUCAACUGGCCAACCCAUCAUGGUCCAGGCUGUCCCUGGUGGACAAGGUCAAACGAUCAUGCAAGUACCUGUAUCUGGGACACAGGGUUUGCAGCAAAUACAGUUGGUCCCGCCUGGACAGAUCCAGAUCCAGGGUGGGCAGGCUGUGCAGGUGCAGGGCCAGCAGGGUCAGACCCAGCAGAUCAUCAUCCAGCAGCCCCAGACGGCUGUCACCGCUGGCCAGACCCAGACGCAGCAGCAGAUUGCUGUCCAGGGGCAGCAAGUGGCACAGACUGCUGAAGGGCAGACCAUCGUCUAUCAGCCAGUUAAUGCAGAUGGCACCAUUCUCCAGCAAGUUACAGUCCCUGUUUCAGGCAUGAUCACCAUCCCAGCAGCCAGUUUGGCAGGAGCACAGAUUGUUCAGACGGGAGCUAACACCAACACAACCAGCAGUGGGCAAGGGACUGUUACUGUGACGCUGCCAGUGGCAGGCAAUGUGGUCAAUUCAGGAGGGAUGGUCAUGAUGGUGCCUGGAGCAGGCUCUGUACCUGCUAUUCAAAGAAUCCCUCUACCUGGAGCAGAGAUGCUUGAAGAAGAGCCUCUCUAUGUGAAUGCCAAACAGUACCACCGUAUUCUUAAGAGAAGGCAAGCCCGGGCCAAACUAGAGGCAGAAGGGAAAAUUCCAAAGGAAAGAAGGAAAUACCUGCAUGAGUCUCGGCACCGUCAUGCCAUGGCACGGAAGCGUGGUGAAGGUGGACGAUUUUUCUCUCCAAAGGUAAAGGAUAGUCCCCAUAUGCAGGAUCCAAACCAAGCUGAUGAUGAAGCAAUGACACAGAUCAUCCGAGUGUCCUAACCCCUGGCUAUGUGGUGGAGCUGAUCAAGGUCAUGUUCCUCGCCACUCUUUCCCACUGUUCCAGGAAAUUGAUCAACUCUUCCAAUGGGACACUGACGAUCACAUUCUGACCUUUUCUACAGGACAGAAACCACUUAGUUUUUAAAAGUGGCUCAGUAUUAUAAUUGCAGCAAUGUCUGGCAAAUUGAAGUUGCAAGCCUCUGUCUAACUUUUUCAGUCAGAACUAUUUCAGACUGUUGAUGACAUUGACAUUUCAUGGAUUAGGAUGAUGCAAAGGGACACAUGCCAGCCUGGCAGUAUAGAAGCACUUAUGUUGACUGGUGAAGUUAGCCAGCCACUUCAGCAGGGGAGAACAACCUUCUCUACCUAACCUGCAAUCAGGGAAGCCACAGCCCACUUCUUCCCAUGGAAUCUAGACAGCAUCCAUCCCUCUGGUGGGGGAUCUCAGGCUGACUAACUGAAUAGACAGUUUGUAUUCAGAGAUGGCUUCCAUGCAAGGAAGUUCCAUUUUGUGAUAUGGAAACAAUAAAUUCUCUGAGGUACAUUCAUCUAAUCUGUGGUAAUAAUAAGAAUCUCUGUUUGCCCAGAUGGUAGGUUGGAUAUCUUUGGACUCCAGCCAAGAAAAAGCUAAUUCUGGGGAUUGAGUGGUAAAAGAUUCAAGCACUAAAAAUACACAUUGCUGAAUCUCUCUUUUUUAGCUUUGACAAGUUGUAAUCUGCUUGUUUCCCAGUGUUGACAGGUCAUCUGGACCAUAAGUUCUUGCUAUAGCUACUUGUAAUACAAUUUAGAGGGUAUUGGACCUUGAGACUGCCCUUCCUAAGUAGAGAACGGAACUUUUCAUCAGCGUGCUGAGGACGUUUGUAGUAACAUCUAAACAGAGAGCCAAACUAGAGAUUUUCAAUCAUAGGCUUUGUGACAGCAUUUGGGGAAUAGAAGAGUUCAUGUGCAUUUCAGCUUAGGAGGUGGGGGCAGAGAGAGUAGUAUAUAUAUCCCUGCGUUUUCAUAGGGCAUGAUUCUCCAGUGGAUGGAUACCUGGGAUUGGUCAUUAAGAUGAAGAGACUAAUUCACAUUUACACUAAAACCUUUUAAUAAGCACUGAAAGGGAGAAGUCUGAGACAUGGUUCUUGACAGUUUCUGGAAAGCACUUUUCAAUCAUGCCAUCCUGGACAUAGUUCAGGUUACCUGCCAGAGCCUGAGGUGGAUUUUGGCUUCACUCAUGCCACAUUUUGUGCUGGCCCCAGAGAGUGAACAUUCUCAUUCUUCCCAUGGCAGCUGAUUCUUUAGUGCCAGUUUCCAAUUUUUUUCCCCUUUCUCCAUAGGCCUUGUACAGAAAGGUUUUCACAUUGCAUUCAUAAUGUAGAAAUAAUUUGCAGACUGGAAAUAGAGAUACCUGCAGGGUCAGGAACUGGGUCACAGUUCCCCGGAUGGGUUGUGCCUCAGAAAUCUAUUUCUUUUCUAGAUGUUGAACCCUUGGAGAACUAAAAUGGUAUUUCAGAAGAGUCAGCUUCCUUCUCUGGAAAUAAAGAAGGAAACCCAAUAAUUCUUCUGAUGCUUUGACUUCACUGGAACUGUAUUAAGACAGAAAAGUAAUUAUACCCUCUAAAGAAAAUGUCACAAAGGGACAUCAUUGUAAUGGUAAAAAUAGACACACAGAGCUAUGUGAAGGAAACAGCCAGUGAAAUAUCUUUCUAGUUCUGGGAAUCUAGUAGUCUGUACUGGUUGCCAAAUGUCAGAGGGGUUGACCCUUUGAUAAGCUCACUAGGAAAUUCUGGCUUUUCAUGUGAGUUUCAGAUAAAACUUUAUUCACUAAGUUCCAGGUUUUUCAGAUGAUAGAUUACUAAAAAGAAUGAGGAAUUUAUAUCCCUUAGUUUAGGAAUCUGAGAUGCAGAAUUCAGAAUGAAAUUCCCCGGACCUAAUUUCUAGUGCUUAAGCCAACAGUUUUAAAAUAUUUAUUUGUGUCUGUAAGUUUGUAUAUGGUAAUACCAACCUCAAUUUGUUACUGAAUUUAUUUUGGGGGUGUGAGUUUGAACUUUGUUUUGUUUGAAAUUAAAUACUUCAGUUGUCAUUUA